AGGAGGAGGAUGUUGCGCGUGAAGGGGAAAUGGCUGCCGAAAACAAGCCGGAAGGACUGAAGAAAGUUCGUAAUCCGGAUCGAAUGUACAGAUCAGCAGUGUGUUAUGCUGGCCAUGGUCCACCUAAGAGUAUCAGUGAUGACACAGAGACGAACAAUGAACAUGGACAUUUGAAAAUAUACCUGCCCAAGAAGCUGCUUGAAUGUCUACCAAAAUGCACGUCGCUGCCAAAGGAGAGACACCGGUGGAACACUAAUGAGGAGAUCGCAGCUUACUUGAUAACAUUUGAAAAGCAUGAAGAAUGGCUAACGACAUCCCCUAAAACCAGGCCGCAGAAUGGGUCGAUGAUAUUGUACAAUAGGAAGAAGGUGAAGUACAGAAAGGAUGGCUACUGCUGGAAGAAGAGGAAAGACGGCAAGACCACACGGGAGGAUCACAUGAAGUUGAAAGUGCAGGGAGUUGAGUGUCUGUAUGGCUGCUAUGUCCACUCCUCCAUCAUCCCCACCUUCCACCGCAGGUGCUACUGGCUGCUCCAGAAUCCUGAUAUUGUGCUCGUCCACUAUUUGAAUGUCCCAGCCAUUGAGGAUUGUGGGAAACCAUGUGGUCCUAUCCUGUGUUCCAUCAAUACAGACAAGAAGGAGUGGGCCAAGUGGACCAAGGAGGAGUUGAUUGGCCAACUUAAGCCUAUGUUUCAUGGCAUCAAGUGGACUUGCAGCAAUGGGAACAGCAGCUCUGGCUUCUCAGUGGAGCAGCUAGUGCAACAGAUUCUGGACAGCCACCAAACUAAGCCACCUCCCCGGACUCACAACUGCCUCUGCACGGGCACCCUGGGUGCAGGGAGCAGUGUGCACCACAAAUGCAACAGCGCCAAACACCGUAUCAUCUCCCCUAAGGUGGAUCCCCGUUCAGGGGCUUACAGCAGCUCUCACUCUGAGGUACAAAACAAUGAUGUGUCUGAGGGGAAAACCGAGCACAGUUCCCAUGGUGGAGGCAAAAGCUCUGGAGGAGGAGGCGGAGGGGGUAGCACAAGGGAGAAACGUAAUGGCAAAGUCCACAAGCCUGUCCUGCUCCACCAGAACAGCACGGAGGUGUCGUCCACCAAUCAGGUCGAGGUUCCCGACACCACACAAAACUCUCCUGUCUCCAUCAGCAGUGGCCUCAACAGUGAUCCAGACAUGGCUGACAGCCCUGUGGUCACAGGCAUGGGCCAUGUGGCCUCUGUCAUGUCUGGCCUGUCACAGAGUGUCUUUAUGUCUGAGGUCACUGGAGACCCUGUCUAUAGCAUGUCUCCAACCGGGGGCCCUAAUACUCACCUGAUGGGUACAGAUGCCACUUCACAGGGCUUGGUGCUGUCUGUUACCGCUGAUCGUCACAAAUUUGCCUUCCCCAGUGGAGGAGUUGGGGAACCUGGUACGACCGCGACGGGAGACAGUCUGUCUAUGUUGUCUGCUGCUGGGGUGUCAGAGGAGCUGGUGCUGUCCAGCAGCCUGGACUCUGGAAGCAUCAAGAUCCCAGAGACCAAUAUGAACUUUGACCCUGACUGCUUUCUGAACAAUCCUAAACAGGGCCAGACCUAUGGAGGCAGUGCAUUAAAGACAGAGGGUAACUCUUCUUCAACCUCAUCUUCCUCUGGUGGCAGCACCAAUACUAAUGGCAGUCUGCAGCGCUCCCCCUCUAUGUCAGACAAUGGCUACACCUUCAGCUCAGCUUUGGUAAAAAACAUUAAGACCGAGGACACCUCCUUUGAGCAGCAGCUGGCCAAGGAGAGUGGCUACCAGGUGGGGACAGUAGUAAACUGUGGCAGUGGGGUGUCUGUGUCAUCUGGUGCUGGUUCAGGCCAGGGCAGCCUCUCUCUGACCACAGGAGGCUCUCUGCUUCCCUCUGGUGGGGGUCUAAGUCCCAGCACUACCCUGGAGCAGAUGGAUUUUAGUGCCAUUGAUGCUAAACAGGACUAUACUUCCAGUGCAACCACAGUAAACUAUGGCCAAGCAAUGUCUAGUCCUCACAUGCAACACCAGAAUCGUUCACCAAGCUUCUUCCUCCAGGAUGGCUCUCAGACUGGCCAGACUCAGCAAGGCAGGCCUAACAUGGGCCAGAAAACACAUUUGAUGGAGCACAACCAUGACUCUGGAGCAUAUAUGGGCCUUCAGGUGGUGAAGACAGACUCUCCUGGCAGCAACGGCCAUCUCCAUCACCAUCACCAGGCCCACCAACCCCAGCACAGGGCCAACUGUAAUGGAGGCUCACCCACAGAGGGGCCUGGGCAGGCAGGUUCUCUUCAGCUGUUACAAUACCAGGGGACCUUUCCUGGGCUAGGCACUGAGCAUGAGGAAGUGGUGGGUCUAGAACAACAAGGCAAUGUGAGUUCAGCUCAGGCAGGAGCCCCUGAAAAUGGAACAGAUAAUUUGUUGAAGCCAGGGGAUCAUAUUCAGGCCUGUGGGGCAGGUAAUGGAGACGCAGGGGCGGCAGAGCACUAUCUGCAGCAGACCUCAGAUGGAAGAGGAGGAGGGAGUGGAGGUGCAGGAGAAGUAAUUCAUAAUGGAAACAACAACAGUGAUGGCAACAACCGGUCCCAACAGCAACCACAGCUGCAGCCUCUUCUCCAAGGCACAAGCAUGGUCCAGGGUCUCUACAACACUGUCGGAACCCACCAAGGACUGGGCGGGGCAACCAGUAAUGGGGGAGCAGGAGGAACAGGCAUGGAGAUCAGUUUGGAUCACUUUGACAUCUCUUUUGGGAAUCAGUUCUCUGACCUCAUCAGUGACUUUAUUUCAGUGGAUGGCAGUGGAACAACCAUGACCGCUGGUGGGGCACUAUAUGCUCACCAGCUAGUGACAUCCCAUAGCUCUGAUAGUCAGAACACAGCUGGUACAGGCCCUCAACAGGGCCAGGAAGAUGGAGAAGCAAGGGGCUCAGGCUACAGCCCCUCAGAUCUCUGCCUUCAACCCUGCUGUAGUCCCCAGUCACUGAGUGGAGGGGCCGGAGCAGGAGGAACCACCGGAGAGCCCAGCUCCUUGUCCUACAUGAAUGUAGCAGAGGUGGUAUCUGCAGCUGUAGCCCAGGGGGCUCUGGGGAUGCUCCAGGCCACAGGCCGACUCUUCAUGGUCACUGACUACUCUCCUGAGUGGUCCUACCCUGAGGGUGGAGUAAAGGUGCUGAUCACAGGGCCAUGGCAAGAGGCCAGUUCAAACUACAGCUGCUUGUUUGACCAGAUCUCAGUCCCAGCCUCCCUUAUUCAACCAGGGGUGCUGCGCUGCUACUGCCCAGCUCAUGACACAGGUCUGGUGACCCUACAGGUGGCUGUUAGUAACCAAAUCAUCUCUAACUCUGUGGUGUUUGAGUACAAGGCCCGCGCUCUACCGUCACUGCCAUCAUCUCAACACGAUUGGCUUUCACUGGAUGAUAACCAGUUCAGAAUGUCUAUCCUGGAGCGCUUGGAGCAGAUGGAGAGGAGGAUGGCAGAGAUGGCCAGCCACCAGCAGUCGAGCAGCACAGGGAGUGGCGGAUCUGGGGGAGGAACUGGGGGGACAGGGGGGACAGGGGGAGGAGGAGGAGGAGGAGGAGGAGGCAACAACAGUCAGUCACAGUGUGUAUCUGGCCAAACGCAAGCCAGCAGUUCCUUUGAGAGCCGUGUUGUGGUGGUCUGUGAGAAGAUGAUGAGCAGAGCUUGCUGGGCCAAGUCCAAACAUUUAAUCCACUCCAAGACUUUCAGAGGCAUGACACUCCUUCACCUGGCCGCAGGCCAAGGCUAUGCCACCCUCAUCCAGACACUCAUCAAGUGGCGCACCAAACAUGCAGAUAGUAUUGAUUUGGAGUUAGAAGUGGACCCUCUCAAUGUAGACCACUUCUCCUGCACACCUCUGAUGUGGGCAUGUGCUCUGGGGCACCUGGAGGCAGCUGUGGUCUUAUAUAAAUGGGACAGACGUGCACUAGCUAUCCCUGAUUCUCUGGGCCGUUUACCCUUGUCAAUUGCCCGCUCCCGUGGCCAUACUAAAUUGGCUGAAUGUCUGGAGCAGCUGCAAAGGGAAGAGCAGCAGCCACCAGCGCCAUUACCACCGACGAGUCGUGUGUCUUUCUCACCAGCCCCGGAUGCCCCUACAACAGGUAGCUGGAUGGUCAACUGGGCAAAUGAUGGUGUAGUAACACCCUCAGGCAAGAAAGGGGGAGCUGCCACCACUACAACUACAUCCAGCAACACCAGCCUCAAUCCAGACUUGAGAAGGCCUAGGUCAGAGCCAUCCAACUACUACAGCAGCGAGGGCCAAAGAGAUCUCCCACAAGCUAAAAAACAUAAACCCAAUCCAGAACUGUUUCAAGCACGGCCUGACAAGGCCAUGUCUGUUCCUUUGAGCCUGGAGCAGCAACAGCUCCACAAGCUGUCCUCUAGCCCCAAGAGCCUCUCCUCAGAGGGUCUAUGCUCAGACAAGGGCCUGUCGACAGGAGGGAACACAGGGACAGCCAGAUGGACCUCCAGAGACAGUUUCUCUAGCAGCAGUUUGGGGAGGAAGGGGCUGGGGGUCAGUGGAGGCAGCAGUCUGGGGAAGGAGAAGCUGGUCAACCGGUUGCGUCAGCGGGAACAGCUAGGCAUGCUGGUGAUGGCAGACAGAGAAAUGGCUGAUGCAGAACUACUGUCCUAUCGGGAAGAUUUGGAGAACCAGGACUGCCUCACACAGAUGGAUGACCUGCAGGUCAAUAUGAUGACUCUAGCAGAGCACAUAAUUGAAGCAACCCCAGAAAGAAUCAAAAGGGAGAACUUCACCGCUGCAGACUCUGUGCCCUUAGACACAUCAGGGGUCAGCAACACCAUGAACUGGCUGGCCAACUAUCUGGGAGAUGUGGAACAGCUGCCUAGCAUCAUACACUUAAGAUCUCUAUAUAAUGAACCCCUGACGCCAUCGUCCAACCCCAGCCUCAGCCCCGGGGGUUCUCCCAUAAGAGAGGGUCCUUUGGAGAGGUCCACACUCCCAUCCCCAGCUGAUUGGAGUGAGUUCAUCAAUGCCUCCAACAGCAAAGUGGAGCGAGACCUGGCCCAGCUGACUCUGUCAGAUCCAGAGCAGAGAGAGCUGUAUGAGGCUGCUCGUCUAGUCCAAACUGCCUUCCGCAAGUACAAGGGGCGGCCCCUCCGAGAGCAACAGGAAGUAGCUGCUGCUGUUAUUCAACGUUGUUACAAGAAGUACAAACAGCUAACAUGGAUAGCCUUGAAGUAUGCACUUUAUAAGAAGAUGACGCAGGCCGCCAUCCUUAUCCAGAGUAAAUUCCGCAGCUACCACGAACAAAAGAAGUUCCAGCAGAGCAGGAGGGCUGCUGUGCUCAUUCAGCAAUACUACCGCAGCUACAAGGAGUUUGGCCGGCUGAAGCCCCAUCACCGUGGGGCAGCUGCUGCCCUGGUGCAACACAAACUGAGAGGUAGUCUGCUCACUAAGAGGCAGGAUCAGGCUGCCAGGAAGAUCAUGAGGUUCCUACGUCGCUGCCGCCACAGCCCCUUGAUGGACCAUAGACUGUUCAAGCGGGUGAGUGCAGUCUCAGCAACUCAGGUGAAAGAAUUGAAAAGGGCCAGGGAACAUGAGACCCCUCAGAAGAGCCCCCUCGCGAUGUGACAUCACUCUCCUGACUCCUCUUUUAAUUUUUUGUUCGUACCCAAGACAUUUUACAAGAGAAAUGGAAAAAAACAGCGAUGCAAACACUGCAAUUAUUAUUACUACUGCAGUGUUAAUGGUUCGACAACUAUUACAUGUACAACGGCAUUUUUUCACAUAUCUAUUCUUUCCACUGACUUGAUUUCGGUUGGAGAGUGGCAACUUCUAUGGGACUACAAACUAAAAAGGGUUGGUGUGGGGGGGUGCAGAACAUUUGCUUCAUGGCAUUUUUUGCACUUUUUCAUGGAUUCCUUUGUCUUUUUUUGGAAAAUAAAGAAGCUCUGGACGGUAAAGGAAGCGCUCACAGGACAUGUCUGAGGAGGUCUGUCACAUGUGAGGACCUGAAGAAAUGUACAUUAAGGCUGCUGUAGAAGAUCUCAGAGGAUAGGGAGACCAUGCAGAAACACUCUGGGCUCUAAUUGUAUUUCAUAAUUUUUUAAGUGACCAAUCGAUUUAUUUGAAGAAGGAUUUUUUUGUUUUGUUUUUAAACCAAAUGCUUUGGUAGCCCACACACUCACUUCUAUCCACCGCUGUAGAUGAUAUAGUAUUCAGUUUAGCUCAACAAUUGCUCCUGUCCCACUGUGCUCUCCCCCACCAGUCUGCCCACACGGGUGGAGCUACAAAUGAAUGUAGUCGGGGUUUAACCAUGCAGAAGCAGAUGGGGGAUAAAAUAUUUAGUUUUGCCAUUUUGUUAGGAAACCCUAUGCUUUACAUUCUAUAUUGUCCCUUUAUUACUUGAAUUUGUUUCAUACUGUCUGAUGUAUUUGUUCCAUCAUGUCUAAUGUAUUAGUGAUCUGUAUCUUCAGACUAUGUUGUUGAAAACUACCAAGAAAAAAUGCAUGACUUCUUGGCAAGAAACGUGUCUGCUUGUGUGCUUAUGGUCUAGUCUUUCAGCCUAUCCUCUGAUUUUCUUUUCAUUUCCAGUUUAGUGGUCCACAUACUCAUACCCAGCUUUCCCUGUAUUGUCCUGUUUCUUUCCAUUGUGUUUUGCUUCAUUUUGCCUCACUCAUUGGAUUGCUCUUUUGAAACCUAACAAGAGAAAAUAACUUGCCUAUUUUGUGUUGUAAUGGUUCUGGUCAUGCAGUUUAUUAAUGUUCUUUUUAAAUGAACUUCAGAGCCUGUGAAGGCUUUUGAGGGGAAGAUCACAUACAUUGCCUUGACGUCUUAGAGAUUCUUUGAGGGGUCCCUAAGCUUGUCCCAAACUAGGGGUUUGACAAAUCCAUAUUUUUGACAAUUGAGCGAUUUCUGUAUAUAAAGAAGGCUGAAAGUACGUAGGAAAAAAAAAACAUUUACCCAAAGGGGAUUGUAUUUUAGAAAUAUAUUAUUUUAUUCAUUAAAAAUGGGUCAAAAACAGGUACGAGACAAAAACAGAAUAUUUGUAUAGUUUUGUUUGAAUGCCUAAGAAGUAUGGUUGUAUUGUUUGUAUAUAGUGUAAAUAUCUGGGAUAAAAAUGAGCUAUGUGCAUGAAAAGUAUGAACAGAGUUAAAAGGGAAAAAACAACAAAAGCAGUAGUGGCUAUGCUCUGUAAAAUUAAAAAUAUUUCACUAUUAGAGUAUUUUAUUUUAUUUUGAUUGUUCCUGAGAAGAACAUUUUUGCUAAAGCAUGAUAUUAUUGCAAUAUGAAAAAGUAAAAAAUACAGUAUUUAGAGGUAGGAGAAGUCUGCAAAAUUAUCUUAAAACAAGUAUGGUUAUGUUUACAUUUUUUGUUUUCUGUUUCUUUUUUCCUUUGGGCUACCAAGAAUCUUUUGCCAAUGGUGCCAAGGUAUGUGAAUGCUAUCUAGCUUAAGAAUUAAGUUAAUUUUUUGCAGAACAGAUAAUCAUACAGUGAAGUACACACUAGCACUGAAGGCCGUAGGAUCACAUCUGGCCGAGGAUCACAAGAACAAAAGGGUACACAGUUUGCAAAGAGAAUCAAAUUUAAGCAGAGAACUUGAGUCUCUCAUGUCUUUUACAUCACCAUACAUAACCCAGGCAUUUACUGUCGACAUAGCAGAGAAGGAAAGUCUGAUUUGAGCUUUUUUUGUUUGUUUGUUUGUUUGUUUUUGCUGUUGUUGUCAUUACAAAUGGAAUGUCAUGUGUUACUGAGGUAUACUGUAUGAUCUUAAAGAUUGUAAAUGGCAGCCUUGCCCAUGGUGACACUAUAAAGUGAUCCAUGUUAUUACUUUCUGUCACUGAGAAAGAUUUAAUACACCUCUUUCAGUGGCCAGUAUGUUGCACCAACGACUGAAUUUAUUCAUUUUAGGCUGAACCCAGUGGUAAACUGGUGAUAUGUUUUUACUCAAUACAAUAUGUUCUAAUGGAAAACUCCUUGUUCAAGGCUGCCAGAAUCUGUACUAUGUAUUCUAUGUAAAGAACAAAGGAAAAAGAAGUCUAUGAAAAACACGUGUAGCAUACUGUACAUGACUGGAUUUAAUUGCCAAGCAGCUAAAAAUGCAAAAUGAACUAUUUUAUCCAGAAGGACAGCGCUCUGAGUUGUCUCACACUGGUGCCAUGUUUAAUUUGAGGAAUAAGAUGUGUCUUGUACAGCAGAUAAUAUAUACUUAUAUGGCAUUUUUGAUAGAUGUAAAGUAACAAUCUGGGAGAAAAUACUGUACUCAUGAGCUGCUGAUUUAGAGGUGCCUGUUGGUUGCUGCCUAAUUCAUAAAUACCCCUACCAGAACUACCAGGAAGUGUAUUCUGUAUCCAUUGAACAACAUUUGAUUAUUCAGCCAAGUGCCACUGAAAAACUUGUGUUCUGUUUAUUGAAAAUGUCUCAUGUUUUUUCCAAAUACUUUUUCGGCUAAAUGGGUAUUUCUUUGCUUCGUUUCCUCAACUGAAUGGCUGUUUUUUUCCCCACACAAUUUCUUUCCUGAGUGUUUAUGUAGAAAGUGCCUAUUCAUAUCCUGAUCACACAAGUUUGGUAUCUGAAUUUGUAAGAUCCCACCUAAUGUUGAGAAAAUGAGAGAGAACAUGGUCACCUCCCUAUAGACAGUGCUGGAUCCUCCACAUGAACACACACAUCCCAUUCACCUCACACUCACAAUAUGACACACCGGUAACCCUGUUCACACCACUAUCACCACCGAAUUCCUGCUUGUCAACAUGCUAAGCUUUUUGUUCUUCCUUUUCUGCCUUCUAAUCUUUUUUCUACUGGGUCAUCUUGUUAAAAUCACAUUUAGAAAUGCCACUACUGGGAUUUGUUGCCUUGCAUUCUUCCUCUUGUGUGUGGUUAGAAUGCAUAGCCAAUGCAAUGUCGUGGCAAAAGGAGAAGGAUCUAUUAUGCUUGCAUGGGUAAAAUAGUUAACUGGGUGACAGAACUGCACCUAAAGCAUGCUUAUUUUCCUAGAAUCGGUAGUCAGAUAGACUUGUUAAAAGACUUACUGUUCUGUAAAACGAUGAACGUUGGUUUGACGUGUCACAGAACUCAGAAAGACAGAGGGCAUGAAACCCACAAACAGAGCCUUUGAGCAACAUUCAGUAGCUACUGAUGUUUUCAUGGCAAAGCAUGAGGACAGGAUUGUUUUUAAAGCAAGCUCUAACUUUUUAACUUUUCCUUUAGUUUUUGUUUUUAAUCAUUUAGAUUUGAUCAGUAUGCUCCCAACUUCAAAUAGAACAAAUGGACGCGGUUGGAGAGGCCAUUGUGAGAGUAUAUAUUUCAAGUAUUAACUAAGCGACACAUGAUAUACACAAAACACACGCACAAGACACUGCACAGCACACAUGCAGAUAUGUUAAGGUGUCAGUUUCAUUUGUCCAGUGAAGGCAGUAAUUGCUUCGCACCAGGUUGAGGGACUGGUUCACCUCCCUUCUGUAUUUUUACUCAGGGUGCCAAAAUGGGGAGGAGGAAACAGAGCAGGACACGUGAUUCAUAGCAGAAGAAGCUCAAAUUGAAAUAUGAAGUCCUUUCUGGUAAAAUAUCUGGAAAAGACAGGUUCAACAUUGCAGUACUUCACACAAGUGUUUAAAAAGAUAGAAUAUAAUGUAUAAUCUGACUUCCUUUGAGCAAUGUUGAACAUUACAGACACCAAUGAAGCCUAACGUCCUGUUAUAUAUAGCUCAUUAAUAUAAAUGAUUUGGCAUUCUUACAGAGGAGCCUGUCAAAUCAUCGUAUAAUUCUGGCCAGUUCUUUAGGCCUUUAAUUUAUCUGUGACAAACCAUAGAGGGUACUUAAGAUUAAGAGUGUAGUUAUCUGAAAAGUUCACCUGCAAAUCUUGUUUUUACUGCCAUUUAUGAAUGGGAUGACAGGUUAGCUUAUGGGCACUCUUCUUUAGUAUAUUAGCAAUUACAUGACGUUCUGUGAAUUGACCUGGGAAUCUGCCUUUCCUCCUCUUCUUUUUCCCCAAGCACCCAAACCAGGGAAAGGUAGGCACAUCAGGACAACAGAACAGAAACAGUUUUACAACAUAUUCCACUUGUGCACACAGAGCAAUAAAGAACUAUUUUGUGGAGACCUAUAGACCUAGUGAAGUUUAAAAUGAUUGGACACAUGUAGUCGACUUACUCUUAUGCAAAUGCCAGUAUUGCAAGACAAGCAUUCAGUAGUUUAUGGACAGCAAUUAUAUGGCACCCUUUACCGAACUGCACGUUUUCAUCAAUUCCAAACCAAGAAGAAAAUAAAGGCCCUGCUUUGAUAGAAAGUAAUGGGUCCUUGACACUUUGCAUGUGAACUAGUGUUAGAUCUAUUUUCCUCUCCUCUAUAGUUGUCUUUCUCUGUCUUUCCCUGUUAUGUGACCUAUUUUUUCUCCGCUCCCAGCCCUUACCCUUAAAAGUUUCAUCUCUCGGUUCUCCUAAAUGUGUUUUGCUUUCUUCCUUUUUCUUCCCUUCUCUUGUUUGUAAGUUUUAUUUUUGUAAUUGUGCAUGUACAAGCGUCACUGACUCGAUGGAUAUGUUUAAAAAAAAAAAGAGAUUUCAGCUGCUGAAGCCAUGCAAAACAUUUUGAAUUGCCCUUAAAAUAUGGAAGAUGUUUUCUGAAUGCUUUAUAUUCUUUCUGCUGUAAAAUAAUAAAAAAAGGAAAAAAUGGAGAAAACUUGA
Sphaeramia orbicularis (orbiculate cardinalfish) is the source of this 10645-nucleotide messenger RNA. It is a transcript of the gene camta1a, whose product is annotated as calmodulin binding transcription activator 1a. The transcript is spliced from 25 exons. Bases 30 to 5597 code for a protein of 1855 amino acids. Lineage: Eukaryota; Metazoa; Chordata; Actinopteri; Kurtiformes; Apogonidae. Gene Ontology annotation, biological process: regulation of transcription by RNA polymerase II. Gene Ontology annotation, molecular function: protein binding; double-stranded DNA binding; transcription coregulator activity. The record is from RefSeq and is a predicted model, not a curated record. Gene Ontology annotation, cellular component: nucleus.